This is a messenger RNA of Mucor velutinosus, 1062 nucleotides long. RefSeq lists its product as uncharacterized. The transcript has a single exon. The record is from RefSeq and is a predicted model, not a curated record. Bases 1 to 1062 code for a protein of 353 amino acids. NCBI's taxonomy places the organism in Eukaryota, Fungi, Mucoromycota, Mucoromycetes, Mucorales, Mucoraceae.
AUGCGCCAACAAGAUCAACAUACUCAUUCUACCACAAACUGCCCUUUAAGAUCCAUGGCCUGGAUCACUGUGAAUGAACAGACAACUGUCACUCAUGCUACAGGCGAUAUCAUCACUCUAUUAGGGUUUAAUCCAGUCGGACAAUCAUUAGAUGACAUUUGGCAGCCGUUACAAAAAGACAUCUCUCCUUCAGCACCCACACGCCUUGUAUCCACCGUCAACGAGAAGGUGCUAGAAAUUUGUCAGCAUGUGAACAAUGAUAAAACCUCUGCAAAGCCAACAACCACAACCAUCAUCUGCACCGAUAUGACCGAACUGAAUCACAUGUAUACUGCCAGUCGUCAGAAAUAUAGUCAAGUGGCUAUCACUCGGUUAACAAUGUAUGGUACCAUUGAUGCCGUAUUUCAAUCGGAUGAGCAAAACACGAUACUGGCAGUUGGCCAGCCCAUGAUGCGAUAUAUCCAUUCAGACGAUGUGCAACAAUUUUGUGCUGGACUGAAACAAGCGACUAAAUACAAUGUCAUUGCUACAUUUUGUGUGCGAUUUAUCGACGAUGAAACGUUUGAAUUCACUGUCAUGGCAAUUGAAGAUGGGAAAGUGCUCUGCUUGAUGAAGCCCUCCUUGGAGAAACAACCAGAACAGCAGAAAAUCAGUUGCACCAACAACAGUGUGCUUCGCAACUCUGUGAUACAGAUCCAGCAUCGAUUUUGGUACGCCUUGGAGCACGGCAUGACAUUUAUCGCUCGCAAUCUAGCAAAUAGCUUGAUUAUGAUGAUUCAAACUGUUUGGUGCUUUUGGCAUGACAACAAUAGUAACAACGAAGCUUGCACUUGGUCUGGUCUAUUUUCAAGCUCGUCAGAGUAUCUUGUAAAGAAGCUGGUGUCCACCACAAAGGAGAGGCCGGAAAUUGAUACCUUCUGUCACUUGGUGAGCUACAUUGGCAUAUCAAAAACAACCUCAAGGGCUUGGUUUGAUUUCACUCUAGAUGCAACAUCCGAAUGGCUUAUUCAAAAGGCAUUAACAGAUACCAACUCUAGUGAAAAUGUCGACAGCUUAAUCUAG